AUGACCUCCCAAGAGCGCCUCCCAGCCCACCUGGACUCGUCCACGUACCCACGCACACAGCAUGAUGCCACCCAAAACAUCCACCUAACACUCACCUACACCCCUCUCGAUCCAAACACCUACCUGUCGCAGGUCUCCUCCCCCGCCGCAGGCGCAAAUGUAUUCUUCCUCGGAACAACACGCGAUACAUUCGAAAACAGACCCGUCUCUCAACUCAGCUACACAACGUAUCCGCUCCUCUCACUGAAAACACUCGCCGCGAUCGCGGAGGACGCCGUCAAAAAACACCAGCUCCUGGGUGUGAGCAUUGCCCAUAGACUGGGCGUCGUGCCUAUCGCGGAGGCUUCGAUUGCGAUUGCGGUUAGCUCGGGACAUCGCGCUGCGGCGUGGAGGGCCGGAGAGGAGAUUCUGGAGGCCUGCAAGGAAAGGGCGGAGAUUUGGAAGAGGGAAGAGUUUGUUGAUGGGGGGAUGGAGUGGAGAGCUAAUGCUGAUCGGGAUGCGGAGGGGAGGUUGGUUGGAAGUUCUGUGACGGAGGGCUUGUAA
Molecule: messenger RNA, 543 nt
Organism: Penicillium atrosanguineum
Lineage: Eukaryota; Fungi; Ascomycota; Eurotiomycetes; Eurotiales; Aspergillaceae
Product: molybdopterin synthase catalytic subunit
Exons: 1
Coding region: 1-543 (180 amino acids)
Biological process (GO): Mo-molybdopterin cofactor biosynthetic process
Cellular component (GO): cytosol
Molecular function (GO): molybdopterin synthase activity
Source: RefSeq, a predicted model, not a curated record